AUGGCUGCCGAAAGGCGCAGGCAGGGUAGAGACGAGGAUGACGUCACACCACAGAGGCCGUCGGUUAACGAUGCGAACGAAGUAAGCGACAAACUUCCAACGUCGCCGCCAUACGAUCUUCGUCUAACUGUAGUCGGUGCUUCCAACAUUGCAAUCGCAGAUUUGCGUGGUACCUCAGACCCUUACAUCAUAGGGAAGCUGAAAAACGUUAAAGGCCUGAUCCCAGAAGUCGGAAAAGCCAGCCGUAUCCAUUUCAGAACCUCGACCAAGGCCAAGACUAGAGAUCCGGAAUGGCGAGAGACAUGGAGGUUUGGCGGUGUGCGGGAGGGCACUUAUAUCAAAUUAAAACUCUUCGACGAGGAUGGUAAACAGGCUGUUGACGAUAAGCUGGGUAGCAUCAAGCUUGUUCUUCGAGAUUUUGAAAAUAAUCUUCUAGAUGGCUUGGAGCACACAAGGCACAUCCCCAUCAGAGGAUACAAGGGAAAGAAGCACAUCCAAGUGCUCACUGCAUUCUUUGACCUCUGCAACCCAGAGGCUUACAUGGACUCCCCGGAGCCUCAUAUCACUAUCAAUCUUCAACUUCUCCCACCGACAUACCCUUCUAAUCUAUUGACACAUCUUGUCAGUCCCACAAGAUACUCUGUUCAUUAUUCUCCUCUUGCAAAUCUUGUUACUACCACUCCCUCAAAAAAGAAGCAAAACACCUCCGAAGCACAAGAGGUACCUCCAGACGCGGCUUCACAUCCCUCUACUUCCUUCAAAGCAUAUAAAAUUGCUCUUGUCCAUCCACCGCCUUCAAAGUCCCUCCAAUUCCACGCCGACAUGUCUCACUCCAAGGCUUUUGAUCCCUCGAAGCUUCAUUACCGCUUCUUUCGUCACCUCGUUCGCAAGCAAUAUCAGAACAUCUAUGGUCAUGACAACAAUACCGUUUAUGGCGCUUGGGAUGACUCCAACGAUGUCGGUCAGGGCCUAGUCGAUCUUCUUCAACCAGUCGAGAACAAACUUUUCACAUUCGUUAUCACUACCAAUGGAGAAUGGCGCUUCUGCGAGACCGGAGAUGAGUAUAAGAUCAAUCACCUCAGCAAGCACGGGAUGCACUCCAAUGGUGAAGAGAAAGUUGCCUGGAGCGGUGAAUUCUUCAUUCGUUUUGACAGGGACGUCACAGUAGAAGAUGUCAAAGAUGCUAAGAUGUAUGCUCGAGAUGAAGAGCAAGCUAAAGUUGGUGGAGAAAAAGCUAAUAUCGCUGGAGUUCAACCCCAAGGACGUUGGAAGAUCUAUUUGGACAACGAUAGCGGAACUUACUCUCCUGAUAAGGAAAAGAUUGCGACUUUCCGCGAGUUCAUGGCUCAGAACCUCAAGGGCAUUGAAGUCGUUGUCAAGAAUUUCAAGGAUGAAGGGUUGAUGCGAGCUAAGAAGGAGCAAAAAGGAGAAGACGCUGAUAGUGGUAACCAAGUAAAGGGCAAAAAUACCGAAGACGAACAGCACGACCAAAAUAAACCGGAAGGAAAAGAAGAAGGCGUUCAAGGCGAGCCAGCCAACGAUGAGCCAGACAAUGGUCAACCAGCCACGACCGUCCCAAAGCGUAAACCUCGUCGACUCAUCAGCAUUUUGAAGGAAGAGAACGAACGACGCCUUAAUAUUGAACGAGAGCAGGCUCAGAAGGAACGUCGGGCUCGUCGUGGCUCUAACUACAGCUCUGAUCCCGACGAAAACCCUUAUUGA
Orbilia oligospora ATCC 24927 is the source of this 1722-nucleotide messenger RNA. RefSeq lists its product as uncharacterized. Lineage: Eukaryota; Fungi; Ascomycota; Orbiliomycetes; Orbiliales; Orbiliaceae. The record is from RefSeq and is a predicted model, not a curated record. The transcript is spliced from 4 exons. Bases 1 to 1722 code for a protein of 573 amino acids. Gene Ontology annotation, biological process: positive regulation of gene expression.